AUGGUUGUGGAUGGUCUUGACGAUGAAUCCUCGCUGGACUGGCUCACAGACUCUGACACACAUGAUGAGCGGAGCCUUUGGGAUUUUAUUCCCAGGGGCAGACACAGCACGGUUCUGGUUACAACAAGGCAGGCACGUCUGGCAGGACGCUUUGCGGAAAGGUUGCAAUUCGUCGUCGAAGUUAAACCCCUUCAAGACAAAGACGCCGUGUUCAUGAUUCUUGGAGAAAAUCCAAAGGACACACCGAGGUUCGAACAAGCCAAACAGCUGGCCAAGAAGCUUGGGGGCACAGCUGGUGUCCUUGCAUUUCCACACGCUUACCGCAACAAGAUCGACAAGAAGAUCAACUUGAAGGAAUACGAAGGCAUGGUCGGAUUUCCUGACUCGACCAAACCCGAUCAUACGACGAAUGCCAUGCUAGCUUGGAAACGACUAUUCAGAGUGAUGGAGAAAAAGCACCCAGAAGCGGCAAGUUUACUUUGCUCAGUUGGCGUCUUGGAAGUUCAGAGUAUCCCGAAAGACUUCUUCCAGAAGGCUGACUGGAAGCUGACCCCAAAAUUGGAAAUGUACGGCAUGAUAGAGAGGUCAGCAGAUGAUAGAUUCAUUCGUGUGACCGGAAUUGUCCGCCUCUGUCUGCAACGCUAUCUUGAGGAAAGGAAAGAGAAGGAAUUAAUUGAAGAGAAGGUCCUUCGCCAGCUCUACGAGACCUUGAAGGAUGGUGAUCAUGAGUUGGAUGAAGCAUUGCUCCCCAGCAUCCUUGCUGCCCUAAAGUUUCGUACGAAGUUUUCAGAAGGCAAGUGCACUGCAACUUUGCACUUGAAGGUUGCCCAGUACUACCAGCACAUUGGCCGGAUGGAAGCCGCAAAAUCGCACUUCGAGAAGGCUCUCACUCGACGUUCGGAAGACUCGAAACGGCGUUACUAUCUGUCAGACAAAGAUGUCGAGACAGCCAGACAAGCUCUCGACAAACUCGGCCUGGAUCAGAAAAGCCUGUCUGUGGCGGGUGGCAAGAAACCGUCAUCCCGUGCUUGCUUCAUCCCCAACCCUCAGGAGCUGCGCAGCGAGCUUCGGCUUCUAGAAGAGAGCUCUGGACGCGAACACACGAGCACCAUUCAAAAGCUAGCCGAACUGGCUGCUUUGAGACUAGCCCACCCAAGCAUGAGACAGCCCAGCCAGACCAAGGCCAACAACCUCGCAAACAACCGCGGCCUCCCAGCACCCACGAGUGGAUCUCCAGCUUCUGGUACACCUGGAAACAAUGACCCUUCGGGCAACGGCUCUUCUUCUUUAGCACCACAGAAUGGAGACACCCUUGAAGACGACCCAGCUGUGCUCUUUGAACGCCUGCUGGAAUCAGCAAUAAACACCCACGGCCUCAACACCAUGCGUACCGCCAACGCUCACUACUCCCUCGCCAUAGCCUACGAACGGCAAGGAAACUUCCCCAAAUCCGAACAACAUUUCUCACAGGCCAUUGUCAUAGCCCGCGACAGACUUGGCCCUGAAAGCCCAGAGUGUCUCCGCAUGCUGCGUGCCCUCGCUUGUCUCUACGCCCGCCAGGGAAACACACAGGCUGAGCAGAUGUUCGCGCUCGCCUUGCAGAGCCAGAUCAAAGUCCUCGGGGACACCCAUCCCGAGACCCUCAUCACCCGACACAAUGUUGCUUUGUUCCUCGAGGAAGCCGAGGAGUGGGAAGCGGCAGGACAGGAGCUGGAGAGGAUACUCGGGCUGCAGGGGUAUUGGCUUGGGAGGGACGCCCCGGAAACAUUACAUACGGCACAAAGCCUUGCCCUCAACUAUGCUGCCAGAAACAAGAGAAAGGAGGCGGAAGACUUGUUUCGGGCCACGCUCGCAACGCAGGAGCAAGUCUUGGGGGAGACGCACGUUGAUACCAUGACUACCGCAGAGAGGUUGCGCGAGUUUUUGGAGAAUGCACAAGGCGAUGGAGGGAAGGGGGAUAAGGGUGCGAAGAAGGAGGAUAACGAUAAGAAGGGGGUCAAGGAUGGGAAGAAGGGAAAGAAGUGA
Messenger RNA from Podospora anserina S mat+, 2025 nucleotides. RefSeq lists its product as uncharacterized. The record is from RefSeq and is a predicted model, not a curated record. The transcript has a single exon. Gene Ontology annotation, molecular function: protein binding. Bases 1 to 2025 code for a protein of 674 amino acids. NCBI's taxonomy places the organism in Eukaryota, Fungi, Ascomycota, Sordariomycetes, Sordariales, Podosporaceae.